Molecule: messenger RNA, 1969 nt
Organism: Anoplophora glabripennis (Asian longhorned beetle)
Lineage: Eukaryota; Metazoa; Arthropoda; Insecta; Coleoptera; Cerambycidae
Product: somatomedin-B and thrombospondin type-1 domain-containing protein-like
Exons: 3
Coding region: 5-409 (134 amino acids)
Source: RefSeq, a predicted model, not a curated record
UGCCAUGCUGCUGCCGGGGUCCCUCUCUCACAGCAGGACGGCCAACCAGACCAGCGACAUCAGGAAGAAUCUACGCGUCAGGGACCCAUCCGAAAAUCCGCAAUACGAUCCAGAAAAAACAUAUUGUGUGGAAUUUGAGGUGUUGAAAGCUUCCAAAGCAUGCAGAAAAGAACCAAACUACAAGGCUUUGAAAGAAGGCGAACGGGUCUGCGUGCGCUGCGAGGCCGAAGCCUUACACGAAGGUCUGGGUUGGAGAUGCCAAGGACACGGAGUGGAGGGUCGGAUCACCCGGUGGUCAGCCCUGUCGGCCCGCCACUGUCACGGGAAGUGGCUGAGGGCACAGGCCGAACCAGACAGAACGUGCUCGGCCAGGACAUGCAAGAACGAGUCUCAGUUCAUCUUCGUUUAGAAAGUGCCCGAAUUUUUUCAUUUUACGAAAGGUGACCCAAGAUCUACAUAAGCCAUUAUAGACUAUCAGUUUAGGAGUUUUCUUUUCAAUUAGUUUUGCGAGCUUUUUUCCAGUUGUAUGUUGAAUUUUUUAAAUAAUUCUUCAAAAUUGAUGGUCUAUGUCAGUUCAGCGAGAUCUAAAUUAAUAAGUUGAUAGAAAAAAGUGGCUUCGGUUUGGUUUUUGUUCUUUUUGCUCGAUAUAGGUCUACUGAACUGUUUGCCAAGGACUUUUAGGAAAAUGGUGGAUGUUUUCAGUUUAAUUUUUGAUCAAAUAUAUAGUAAAAAAAGUUUUUCUUAACCAACCAACUGCCAGUUCUGUUUAACAUUUCUUUAUAAUGUUCAAAUCGAGAUUCCACUUUUCCUAAAUCUGCCCCGUUGCAUAUUUAAAAUUUUUUUUGACUUUGAUGACUAAAAUUUGGGGUUUUACAUUUAAUUUGACUGAUUUUCUAGCUAAUUUUGCAAUAUUUUAUGUAUUUGUAGUAUUUUACUUCAUAUUGGUAAAGGAUGAUUCAAAUUAAGUAUGAAAGACUUCAGUAGGCAGUUGUGCAGAAAAAAAUUCAUAUACAUGUGUUCUAGAACAUGGCUCAGCUAUUAAAUUAUUUUUUUCCAUAAUUUGGAUCUGUCUCAUUUUGUUAUUUACUGUCAUACUUUUUUCUUUUUUGUUUGAUCCAGCUACCAGUGACUAUUUGAAAUUAUAAGUACCUUAAAAAAAUGCACCUCUGAUUUUUCUUUUUUUUUAUGUAUGUUAUCUUUGUUACUUUCAUUUAGUGAAGGUAUUCUUUUCUUAUGAAAUUCAGUCUAUCAAAAUUGAUGAAAAAAAAAAUACAGUUCCAAAUGACCGUAUAACCAAUUACAAUUAAAUAAUGUUUUUAUGUUAUCAUUAAUAAAAUUGUAUUUUUCUGUUAAAUGAAGCCUUGAAUAAGUUGUAGACGGUAUCUUUUGUUCAGUACUAAAGAAGGAUUGUGAAAAAUUAGAAGAACUGGUGGUACGUUUGUAAAGUAAUGUGGUUGCAAAUUUAUGCCAAUCAUAUAUCAGAAGUGGGAUAUUUUAGGACAUACGUUUAUAUGAUUUCUUUCUUAAAAUGAACUAAGAAAUUGGCUCCUGAUUUAUCUUUGCAGAUGUUUUGAGACGCCCUGUACGUCUGUCUUUCCAAAAAGUGCAUACCGUCACUUUCGGUUGUUUGUCAAAAUUUGCGGUUAGACUGUUUAAAUAAUAACGUUUAGUAUUAAGGUUUUUACUAUAUAUUUUAUAUGAUGUGUUGUGCAAUGGUAACCGAUUGAUUUUUUAACCAUCAUUAACAAAUUUAAAGUGUUUUUUCUUACUAAAAAAAUAUAUAUUAACCCUUAAUAUAGCCUGUAUGUUAGAUUUACUUGAAUAUUGUUAAUUGUAAUCUAGUAUUUCAUAUCUAAUAUUUUUAAUAAAUAAUGUAAAUAUACGAAAAUAUCCUUUUGUAGUAGUACAUAACCUAUUUUUGUCAGACAUAUCAGGUUAAAGAUAUCAUGUCAUGUUAAAUAACAAUAAA